Anopheles arabiensis is the source of this 7358-nucleotide messenger RNA. Its product is annotated as all trans-polyprenyl-diphosphate synthase PDSS1-like. The coding region runs from base 1722 to 3167 and encodes 481 amino acids. Gene Ontology annotation, cellular component: mitochondrion; transferase complex. Gene Ontology annotation, molecular function: prenyltransferase activity. Lineage: Eukaryota; Metazoa; Arthropoda; Insecta; Diptera; Culicidae. The record is from RefSeq and is a predicted model, not a curated record. Gene Ontology annotation, biological process: isoprenoid biosynthetic process; ubiquinone biosynthetic process. The transcript is spliced from 9 exons.
GUUUGUGCCAGUUUGAAUUGUUUGAUUUGUUUUUCCUCGCCAAUCUCGUUACCGUUCUAGUGUGUACGCGUGUUUGUGCUAUGAAGGGGGUGGUGGGUGCCCUGUAAAGUGUGUGUGUGUGUGUGUGUUGCCCAUUUUUCUUGUUUCGCAAUCGCAGCCAAUAGUCUAGCUCGGACCCCGGAGUCCCGCUAAAUUCACAGGAUGAUGCAGCAAGGCAUCCGGCUUGUGGUAGCUUGACAUGCAAGGUCGGUAAGUGUGCCCGAUCAAACUAUUUACCGGCAUCAGUAUGUGUAUGUGUGUGUGUGUGUGUGUGUGUGUUUAAGUAGUAUGUGAUUGAACUGAACAUAAAAAUCUAUGUUGACACUGUCGAGAGCCCGCUUCAGCCGGACUCUCCCCAAUCAUAGCUCGCUCACCGAACAUCAGCUGUUUGUAAGAAGAUGGAUGCACAUGACUGCAUGCACUGCUGAAUUGCGCGGUGCAUGCAAUGCAAUGCCAAAAUGCAACAGCUCGACCGUACCAAGUGAUCUUCCUUUUGCUGCGCCUGGGCUACCACACGGCCCCCUACCCUCCUAUUGAUCUCCUGGUCAUCAUCGGCAUCAAUUAUCACCAUCACCGGUGCCUUCGUCACCUGUUGCAGUGUGUUUGUGUGGAAAUCCUCCUCUUACUCCCACUAUAUCCGGUCGCUUGUUUGGAGAGGAACAUAGACAGAGAAAGAGAGACAGAGAGAAAGAAAGGAAAAAAAGGAAAACAGAAAAAGAAACAGAGAAGAACAGAAAGAGAAAGAGAGAGAGAGAGAGAAAUCGAGCGACAAGGAAGGCAAGUCGGGAAAUUUUUUGUAAUGCCGUCGUGUGGUGGAACCGAAUGAACCAGGUGCUGCCUCGGAGUGAAAGCGAUAGACAAGACGACAUUUCAAUCUUCGCAAACAGCAAGGCGCAACCACGGGCAUCCCGAACGCCGAAAACUUUCCGAAGUCGACGACGACGACGACGGCCCCUACCAGACGUCUUGGGAACGGCCCCGCAGCAGCAAGAGCAGAGAGGCUGUGGCCCGCGCCUAGUAGCUGCUCUCCGCGCUCGGAGCUCGGAGGCGCAUUUUACGCUCUCGGCAAACCGGUACCACCGAUUCAGAGCGCACACCGUCCCGCACUCUUUUACCAACCACAUCUCGCUCCUCAGCGGCCUCCACUCAGCCACCGAAAGAGGGCUUGAGAAAGAGAGAGAGCGCGCUCCGCCUAGAGUGGGAGCCCGAUUGCGCAGCCCCGGAUAAGUGGGUCGCAGUCGCAAGAGAGAGAGAGAGAGAGCGGGAAGCCCGAAGCGCGGUACACGAUCCCCGGGCCCCGAUCGUGUGAUAUCGUGGCUGGAAAAGUCACGCUGCGCCGGUGGAGUCGGAACGGGCGGUAUCGGGCCGCCGAUCGGGGCCUGAUCGGCGGUGUGUGUGCGCGCGCGCGCGCGCCCUCGCUUAGGUCGGGUUUGGUUUCGGGGUUGGAGGUGGGGCGGUAAAGGGAACGGCACCCGUUUUUGGUGGGGCACACACACGCAGCGAAACACCACUCGCACCGCGAGCGAGCAUAGUAUAGUAGUAGCAGAAGCGACGGCAGCAUCAUCAGCAGCAGUUGGCAGCAGCAGCAGCAGGCAGACAGCAGCAGCAGGCAACAGGCAACGGCAUUUCGGGGGCUUCGAGUGCUCGAGCGGUCCAUCGAACGGCUCACAAUUGUUUUGACUAUGGCGUGUUUAAGUUCGUCCAACCGGGCCUGCGUCCGCGUAGUGCAGGAGAAACUGUGUCAGCUAUUGGCGGUCUCGAAGGGUCCGCUCGGUCAGCAGCAGCAGCAGCAGCGGGACCUGUCGCUGCCCGCGUCCGGUCCGGUAGUGAAUGUUGGUGGCGACGGUGGAGGCGGCGGAGGCGGCCAUCGGGCCGCGCUGCUCUCGGCCGGAUCCGGCGGGCCGCCCCUGGUCGCGCACAGCGUCAGCGGCCCGAUCAAGCGCAGCUUUUACACUGGCCGCGGCAACUUCAUUCAACCUGCAGCUGCACUCGCCCCGGCCAGGGCUGGUGUCCGCGUGCCAGUCGGUACGGGCGCCCUGUUCGAGCUGAACCAGAAAUGCAGUGCAACAGCGAACCUCCAUCCCUGCAUGCGGGGAUACAGCUCCGUCCACACACAGCAACCGGCCGGCCCGAUACGGGAGUAUAACAUCGACCCAUACAUACUGCUGGAGGACGAGCUGAAAUAUAUCUUUGAGGACAUUAGGCAGGAAAUCAGCCGCGCGACAAAUCACCAGGAGCUGAACAAAAUUGCCGUCUACUACUUCGACGGGCAGGGUAAAGCUUUCCGCCCGAUGGUUGCAAUACUGAUGGCGAAGGCACUGAACUAUCACAUGCACAACGAAAACAGUGACGUAAUGAACGCUCAGCGACAGAUAGCAAUGAUUUCAGAGAUGAUUCACACUGCCAGCUUAGUGCACGAUGACGUUAUCGACCAGUCGUUUGCCCGGCGGGGUAAGCCGAGCGUCAACGUCCUGUGGAACCACAAAAAGGUGACGCAGGCUGGUGACUACAUCCUUGCCGUUGCCUCGAUGCUGUUGGCCCGCCUGAAGCACGACGAAGUAACACACAUUCUUAGUCAGGUUCUAACAGAUUUGGUCCAGGGCGAGUUUAUGCAGCUGGGCUCAAAGGAAACGGAAAACGAGCGUUUCGCGCACUACUUCACCAAGACGUACAGGAAGACGGCAUCGUUAAUAGCCAACAGCUUAAAGGCGGUCGCUGUGCUGUCCGGUGCGGACGAGCAGAUGGCCGAGCUAAGCUUCCAGUACGGGCGCAACCUCGGGCUCGCCUUCCAGUUCGUGGACGAUCUGCUCGAUUUCGUGUCGAGUUCGGAAGCGAUGGGUAAACCGGCGGCGGCCGACCUGAAGCUCGGCCUGGCCACCGCACCGGUACUGUUCGCCUGCGAGAAGUUCCCCGAGCUGAACCCGAUGAUUCUGCGCCGCUUCCGCGAACCCGGCGAUGUCGAGCGGGCGUACGAGCUGGUGCACCAAUCGCAAGGCCUGGAGCAGACGCGCUUCCUCGCCCGUAAGCACUGCAUCGAGGCGCUCCGGCUCGCGUCCCAGAUCAGCGAAUCGCCCUACCAGAAGGGGCUGAUCGUGGUGGGCGACUUUGUGCUCAACCGGAUGAAGUAAACGUCGAGCACGGAUCCCGUAAAGAUACAGAGAGAGAGAGAGAGAGAGAGAGAGAGAGAGAGAGAGAGAGAGAGAGGGGGAGCGAAACCUCUCGAACCAAUUUCCAAAUCGAUGUCGACGACAAAGAAAAGAAGAAAAAACUACAACUCAACAACAACAGAAACAAGACCGCCGAUGAGCCUUCCUUCCGUAUUGCUUACAUAUAUAUAGAGAUGCAACAACAAAAAAAAAGGUUUCUAACGGGUAUCUUGGGACGCCUGAACCGUCGACAGUGCCGCGAGCAAAGUGUAAGAAGAUAAAGUGCAGUGCGUUUUCGCACAUCACAAGCGGUAACGCGGGUAACGGUGGAAAUGCUAAUGUAAGCAAUAUCAUAUAUAUACACCCACACACACAUAACACAGCAGAAAAGCCUCAGGAAUCGUAGAACAAUGAAUGCAACGAGACCACCAACAAAGUAUAUAGCAAAAAAUUAUCUAAAACACACCAGCAGCAGCAGCAAUAUACCAGCCACCAUCAGGACGGGCGGUGAAAUUUUCCAUUCAAACAGCAACAGCAAACGCUCGGCCUUAACGCAGCAGACACGGUUUAGACGUUUAGAUGGACUAAUCAUAUGCAUAGCGUAGUGUUAAGGGUCGAAUCAGUGCCUGCACGCAUCGCAAGGCCAUCUCUUAUCAAACAAGAAGCCCUUCCUUCCUUUCUCGUUUCUCUUCCUAUGGUGGUGAUGGGGUAAAACUACUGGACACACGGGUUUGUGUGCAUUUCUGACUAAUCACUGUUUUGUUUUCCGACGUGUGUUUGUGUGUAGGGUUUUGUGUGGCUGCUUAUUUAAAAAUGAAGGGCAAUAGAAUGGUGAUACACGUUUGGCCUAAGUACGAGAGCGUGUACGCUUAGGUCAGUGGAGGUUUUUUGGGCAAAGGAUAGCCAUUUAUGUUUUUAUUCAGAAAUUUGCGCCUGUUUGGGCAGAAAACUGAUCGUAAAUAAUUUACUGUAAAUGUUCUACUUUUUUGCUAUUUGUUUUGACAAAGAGAAAGGGCAAAUUAAAACACAAACAUGUUCAAACAUACUUCUCUCUCGCUCUCUUUUUUCCCUGUCUCUGACUCUCUAUCUCUCUACUACUGGCAGCCUGCUUUAGCAUUACCAAAUAAUUUUCAGCCUACCACCCUGACACGACCAGUAUAUUUAUUUAUCCAACUACCCAAACACCCAAACCCCAAUGUGUCUGCGUAUAUGCGAAAGAGAGUUUGCGGUAGAGCGUUUCCCAAUUUUCCAUCAACUGCGCACAACACACAUUAACCGUGUCCCCGUUUCAUCUAAUUUACAUACACUACAUACAUACAAAGAGCACAAGCUUUGGAACCGGCAAACCCCCACGUUUGCUCAUGCCAGAUGCGUCCUGUACAUAGGCUACUUCCCUGCCGGCCCACCUAGGUAGAAGGAGAGGAAAAACACAAAAUGGCAACACGAUUUGUAAACAAUUGAACAGGCGGUCAAAUGUUAGCACAAAUCUUCCCGAAACGGCAACAUACAAUCCAAUCCAAACGCCCCAAUCGAGACGGCAAACGGAAGCAAACAAACGAAUGCUGUUAUCGUAGGAACGGGACAAGAACACACAACAAAAAACAAAAACAAAAAAACGAACGCUUAGUUACCGUUUUGAUGGUAGCCGAGACCGGGUGAUGGUGGCAGCUUAGUAAUUAAAUCACAAAACCGCAAACGGUCGAAAUAAGUACCGCUGAUUCGGACAACAGCUAGAGUAAUGCGUAAUAAAAAAAGAGAUAGAGAGAGAGAGAGAGAGAGAGAGGGAGAAUGAGAAAUGUAAAAGAGACAUAUAUAAAAAAAAACGGAACAGCGAGAGUGGGAAGACGAGCAGCGAGGGAAGAUGUGUACGAUAAAGCAAUGGUACGAGGGAAAGUAGGAAAUCUGUAGCGUCAAACUGAUUUACAGGGCUUCGAAUCAUGCAAAUGGAAUAGUUAGUUCAAUUCGGUUCGGGCAGGGGUCUUCAAACUCCACGGUUAGCAGGGCCGCAUCCCGGACCUCGAGAGCCUAGAAUGCUGAUUUUGUAAAGGGUUUAAACAAUAAAUAUAGUCUAUUACUUGUAACUAUUUUCAUCAAACAAUGUAAUGUUUACUUUCUAGAGACGAAACACAAGCUAAUGCUAUUGGAAAGCUGUAGAAAUUGUACUGGAAUGUGGCUACCCGAAAAUGGGAAUUUUGCAAGCGUACGGUUCUGUUGGAUAUUUCAAAGUAGUUCUUAUCAGCUAUGAAGUCACUCAAAAAUGAUAAAUAAGCAAAAAAAAUCUAAAAUGUGUGUUUGGAUUGUUAUCACGGACAAUUUCAAAGCUCCACAGCCAACCUGCAAAAUUCCCCCCGUUCGGUUGUCACAUUCCCCUAACCCAGCGAAAUUCCACAAAAAUGUGUGAAGAGUUCCUCGUGCCGGGCCAAAUAGAUUAACCGAGAGGUAAAGAAAAGUGUGCAAGUGCUAUAAAACACUAUAAGGAACGGUAAAGAGCCUUUUGCUUUUGCAUCGCUGGCCCUAAAUCGAUUGAACUGUUCCAUUGCAUGAUUCGAACCCCCCUGUGCAUCAGUGAAAUUCUGCAUACCCAUUAACGGUGUGUAACGUCUGCUCAAUUACUUUAUAAUUAAGCUUCCGUGAGUUUUCGUGUGCUUUUGGUGUGUGUAUGUUUUUUUUUUUUGUAAUUGUGUAUUCCUUGUUUGUUUGUCCCCAGAUGCACAAAUGUAAGAGAGUGAAAAGCGAGUAUAUAGAGAGAGGGAAAGAGAGAGAGAGAGAUUGAGAGAAAGAGAGAAAGAGAGAGAAUGCACACAUAUGUUACAGCGGUUUCCAAGAGUUCUCAUAGCUGUGGGACACUUUAUUAACUCUUUCUUACGUGAAAUGAAGUUAAUGUAAUGGGAAUUGGACUCUCUAUCACCCUUGUUAGACAAAUCCAACAGGAAAUUCCAAGGAGCCUGUUCAACAGGUGUUCCAUAGAGUCCAAUUUCCAAUACGUGUAGUUCACUUCCAAUAGGAAAGAAUCAAAGAAGUGUCCCACUACUAUGAGUACCACUGGAAACCCACAGUAUACCUUCACAACGAUCACCGGCAGAGAGCACGGGAGCGACCAAACUCAUUUGCCGACGAACAAGAUUUCGGGAAACUCAAUUGUACAUAGUAUCUAAUAUUUAAUACGUCCCCCUUCUUUAAAUGCCACAGUCUAACAAUCGGGUCCAUUGCAUUACUUUUGUAACGAAUCCUUUCGUGGGUUUAUUAUUAUAUUUUAUUUUUUGUAUUCUCGGUUCAGGUUUCAGGCCCCUUUUGUUGCAAUGGCAGGCCGAUAGUUAGUGAAGUGGUCACAGCUCCCUUAGUACAUUUUGCUUCCACCUUCUUGUCGAAAUAGUAAAGGAUUAAUAACUGAAGUACAGAUUUAAUCACGAUCACGCUCAUACACACAAUGUUCAAAGUUUACUGGAAAUGGUCAAUAAAAGCAAGUGCGUGCGUGUUUGAUUUACUCUGUUUUCGAUAGCAACACGUUGAUGAAAGGGGAAAGCAAUAUACAACUUUUUUUUAAAUUUAGUUAAUGUUUCUGUGUUGAGCACGUGUUGUUGUGUAUGGAAAACAAAAUAAAGGAAGCUUUUUGGAAAGAGAAAAUUAUCAAUUAAAAAACAUAUAUUAGCAAACACACCUAUAAAACGCGCCCUUCUUUGUUUUUCCUAUGAUGUGAAUAAUAGGGAAAUUGUGUGCAUAUAAUUAAAAAAAUAAAUAAAAACAAACAAACUUUGACAGAAGGAACGCUUGCGUAUAUGAAACAAUAAUUAAUCGUACGGUGCAAAGGGUGUUAGAAAGAGAAACUGUUAAUCAUCUGCUUGUAUGAUUUGUUGGUUGGACUUAGACUUAAUCAGCGCUAGCAAACAUGUACACAAAUACACACACUGAAACGAGUCUAGUGUGCUGCACAGAGGUCAGACUACACACUCAAACAAAGCAAAAAUUGUAACAAAAUAACAAAGCAACAGCAAAAGCAAAAACGGGAGAAGGAUAAAAAUUUACAAUUGAAAUGUUAGCUUGCGUGUGCGUGUAUAGGAUAAAAAAUAAAAGGAAUAAAACAGGAAAUGUAUUGCCUGUUUUUUGUGGAGCUCAUUUUCCGUACAUAUUAUACAUAUAUAUACAAUAAAUAUACAUGCAUAUGCUACACACUGA